UUAGCAUCUUAUUUAAAAUAGCGAGGAUUUUCCCACGCUUUACCGAAAUAUCGCACCAAUCGACGGAUAGAAUAGACCACCGGUAAAAGGUUCAUACAUUUAUAUAGACUCUCUACAUGCCAUUGUACGGUGCGAUUCGCGUCCCGAGAAAGAAGAAGAGCUGAUCGCUGCGACGAUGGACGUGUGCUACGAGAACGUAGAUAAAAGGCCCACCGUGCCGUCGUCCCGCAAACUGCUUCAAACGGCGAAAACGCGGCGAAGACCAGCGAGAUCUACAGAGCUAGCAGCACAGCAGCAGCACCGCAGGAUGUACUACAUCUGGUUCUUCGCCAACAUGGCGUGGGCCGUUCUAGCCUUCCCGUUAGGCGUGGGCGCCAUCUCGCUCGCUCGUAACUACCAAAUGUAUCGCGACCAGAAGGACCACGUCCUGGGGUGGAAGAAAAGGUGGGCCCAGUCCACUAAGCCAGCGCCGGCGUUCCGUCAUUCCUGGAGCGGUGUCGCCUCCAGGUCCACAAGAGCGCCGGACGUGCCAUACCGAGAGUCGAAAGAGUGCCGGAAGCCGAGGGUGCUACCAGAGUCACCAUGGAAGCCACCGUUCACGGAUCCCAUAGAAGAGUACCCGGCAGCUGAUCCCGUGGACGGUCCGAUCCUUUGUGUCUUCAACCACAGUAGCUACCGGAGGGAGAAGGAGUGGGCCUUUCGCACCGGUCUCGUCAACGGUCGUCUCUGUACGCAUGUCGUCUACGCGUCCGCCAAGGUCACCGGCGACGACUUGACCAGCGCCGAUCCAGGCUUCGACCUGGUCAAGGAGGGCUUCAAGAACUUGGCCCUUCUGAAGACCAAGUACCCGCACCUGAAAGCGCUGGUGUCUUUCGGCGAGUACGAGAGAGGCAGCGCGAACUUAAGCGGCCUCGCCUCGUCGGCGGUGCGGAGGGCGAAGUUCUCGCAGAACGUGCUGUCUUGGCUGAUCGAAAACGACUACGACGGAGUGCACGUCCACUGGACCGUCGCGGACGCCGGAAGAUGCGGUUCCCCGCAUGACGCGAUGCGGCUUACGAAGCUGGUCGCCAAGCUGAGAUCGACGUUGACCCGCAACUACACGAUUGCGCUGACGAUUCCGCCAUUCAAAACUCAGAGGAAUGGAUACGUGCUCGACGACCUCGUGGCCAAUGUCGACUACUUCGUCGUUCGCACGCACGACAUUCACGGUCCGGACACGAACACGACGCACUGCGCGUCGCCCUACACCAGCAGUGGCCCGUCGCUGACGAAAGCUCUCGUCGACGUUGUCGAAGACGUGCCACCGUAUACGAAUCAGAAAAUCUGCUUUAGCCUCUCUUUCGCAGCACUGUCGUUGCAACUCAGCAUUACGGCAUCCGCGAACCGGAAUUCGGCGCCCGCCACAGUUCUCGGACCGGGCAUAGAAGGCAACUUCACUCGCACGAGAGGUCGCAUGGCCUUCUACGAGGUGUGCGCGCUUGGUGACCCUGGCGCCUUUUUAGAUUUCAAGGAGAUUUGCUCCUACAAGAAGAUCGGAAAGAACUGGAUCGGCUACGAGAGUCCCACGUCGCUGUCGUCGAAGGUUUCCGAAAUAUUCCGAAAGUUGAAGAUAUAUUGCGUCGCACUGUGGGACAUUGAUAUGGACGACACGAAAGGGACGUGCGGGCUAGGCCGCACGCCUCUCCUGGCGUCUAUCCAUAAGGAGCUCGUCACGGCCUCAUCGCAUAACCGAGCUGCCUCAGUUUCGGCACAGGAGGCACCGUAAUGUGCGGAAUCAGCACGCGUAAAAAUUUUGCCGUU
Dermacentor silvarum is the source of this 1800-nucleotide messenger RNA. Its product is annotated as chitinase-3-like protein 1. The coding region runs from base 176 to 1765 and encodes 529 amino acids. Gene Ontology annotation, molecular function: chitin binding; chitinase activity. Gene Ontology annotation, biological process: chitin catabolic process; carbohydrate metabolic process. The record is from RefSeq and is a predicted model, not a curated record. NCBI's taxonomy places the organism in Eukaryota, Metazoa, Arthropoda, Arachnida, Ixodida, Ixodidae. Gene Ontology annotation, cellular component: extracellular region. The transcript has a single exon.